This is a messenger RNA of Nicrophorus vespilloides, 3799 nucleotides long. It is a transcript of the gene flfl, whose product is annotated as serine/threonine-protein phosphatase 4 regulatory subunit 3. Gene Ontology annotation, cellular component: protein phosphatase 4 complex; nucleoplasm. The coding region runs from base 332 to 2719 and encodes 795 amino acids. Gene Ontology annotation, molecular function: protein phosphatase activator activity. The transcript has 6 exons. Gene Ontology annotation, biological process: protein dephosphorylation; DNA damage response. The record is from RefSeq and is a predicted model, not a curated record. NCBI's taxonomy places the organism in Eukaryota, Metazoa, Arthropoda, Insecta, Coleoptera, Silphidae.
AAUUCAAUAUGGCGAUAAUUAGUGUUGUGUCCGCCAACAAAAAUAUAUCGAUGUAUCGUUAACAACAACGAAUAAUUAAGUGAAUAAAUACACGGUUUUCUGCAGAUUGGGUCUUCCCUACAUGCAAGCAAGAAGAGGAUGUUGGGUUGAAGGCAGCUUAUAAGGUUUGCGGUGGUAAAUAACAGCGUGUUUGGACUUAAAAUCGUUUCGGGCAACAUUCGAGGAGGCAAAAUCGGGAAUUUCGUGUGAGAUUAUCCAGCCGAAUAACAUUGUGAUACAGACGGAAUGUGGGACACAUUAAAUUGUAAAAUAUUAUAAUACAGCAGAGAAAAUGACAGACACUAGAAGGAGAGUUAAGCUGUAUGCUUUGAAUGCAGACAGACAAUGGGACGAUAGAGGUACGGGGCACGUGUCCUCCGCAUACGUGGAUCGGCUGAAAGGAAUAUCGUUGCUUGUGCGAGCUGAGAGCGAUGGAUCUUUGCUGCUGGAGUCAAAGAUUCAGCCAGACACAGCUUACCAGAAGCAACAGGACACGCUCAUAGUGUGGUCGGAGGGUGAUAAUUUCGAUUUGGCAUUGAGUUUUCAGGAAAAAGCGGGUUGUGAUGAGAUUUGGGAAAAGAUCUGCCAAGUGCAAGGGAAAGAUCCUUCUGUGGAAAUCACACAGGAUAUAGUCGAGGAGUCUGAAGAUGAACGAUUCGAUGAUAUGUCUGAUUCCGCGCCUCCAAUUGAACUACCCAGUUGUGAAUUGAGUAGGCUAGAAGAUAUAAGUGAAUUGAUCAGUAAUUGUUUGAGCUCCCCAAUGAGGAAGGAGAAGUUGGCAGCAGCUAUAGAAAGUGAAGGCUACAUACGAAAGUUGCUGAAUUUAUUUCACAUGUGUGAAGACCUGGAGAACUACGAGGGCCUCCAUCAUCUUUACGACAUUUUCAAAAAUAUCUUCCUAUUAAACAAGAAUGCCUUGUUUGAAGUGAUGUUCAGUGAUGACGUUAUUUUUGACGUCGUUGGAUGCUUAGAGUACGAUCCGUCAUGUAUAACGCGGAAGAAACAUAGGGAAUAUUUGAAGCAGCAGGCAAAGUUCCGAGAAGCAAUUCCGAUCCGGAACACAGAACUGCUGUCCAAAAUACAUCAGACGUUUCGCGUACAGUACAUCCAGGAUGUUGUCCUGCCAACCCCAUCCGUAUUUGAGGAUAACAUGCUCGGUACAUUAAACAGUUUCAUCUUUUUUAAUAAAGUGGAAAUUGUGUCAUUAGUGCAAGAGGACGAAAAGUUUCUGACGGAGUUGUUUGCUAUGCUAACGGACGUUAACACACUAGAUUCUAAACGAAGAGACUUGGUGUUAUUCCUCAAAGAGUUCUGCAACUACUCUCAGAAUCUCCAGCCACAGGCGAAGGAAACAUUUUACAAAACACUAACGAAUCUAGGGAUUCUCGCCGCAUUGGAAAUAACACUCGCCAUGGACGAUCAGAAGACCAAGACUGCUUCCAUUGAUAUUCUUACAUAUAUUGUUGAAUAUUCUCCAUCGUUCGUCAGGGAGUACACACUCCAACAAUCCAAUAACACUCAUGAGGACCAAAUUUUACUUAACAUAGUCAUAGAGCAAAUGAUUUGUGAUACCGAUCCAGAGUUGGGCGGUGCUGUUCAAUUGAUGGGCGUGUUAAGGAUUCUACUAGACCCUGAAAAUAUGUUAGCACAAGUGAACAAAUCGGAAAAAACAGAUUUCCUGAAUUUUUUCUACAAACACAGUGUACAAAUUCUUAUAGAUUUUCUCUGUUCAGCACCACUAUUGGAGAACACAGCACACGGAGAGCCGCAGAAGGAGGAUUACCAGACAGUGCAAUUACUCGGAUUGAUUUUGGAGCUAUUGUCAUUUUGCGUGGAGCACCAUACGUACCAUAUUAAGAAUUGCAUUUUAAACAAGGACCUUUUGCGAAGAAUUCUGGUUCUUAUGAAAUCAACGCACAAAUUCCUCGUACUUUGCGCGCUUCGCUUCAUGCGCAAACUGAUCGCUCUUAAGGACGAAUUUUAUAAUAGAUAUAUUAUUAAGGGGAACCUGUUUGCGCCUGUAGUCGACGCGUUCGUGAGGAACAAUGGCAGGUACAAUCUCUUGGAUUCCGCAAUCAUCGAAAUGUUUGAGUUUAUCAAACUGGAGGAUAUUAAAACGCUCUGCUCUCACGUGGUGGAGAACUACGGAAAGAGUUUGGAUGAUAUCGGAUACGUUCAAACAUUCAAAACUCUCAAGUCCCGGUAUGAUCAACACCAAGACAAGCUAAAGGACCGCGAUAGAAAUACCCUUGAAAGUAUUUGUUUCAGUGUGCCUUCAAUUUUGCGUAACAGUAGAUACAGACGAGAUCAGCGGCAGCUUGACGAGGAGGAGGAGAUGUGGUUUAAUGAAGAGGAUGAUUUUGAUGAUAAUGAAACGAUGGUGACUUCAAAUACAAGCGAUAUAUUGUCAAAGAAGUUGGACACUGACUUGGAUAGUAUAGGGAAGAUAAUUGAAAAGAAUACGGACACGAACGGACCGAAGAUAAAUAAUAAUUCGUCGCAAAAGGCCACUGUUUUAAAUAACAAUGCUAAUAGCGGUACGGCAUUAGCACUCCCGACAACAAACACGGAAAAUAAAUCGGCCUUAUUUAAGAGAAGUCUUGUUGAUUACGAGGGUGGUGAUUCGGAUGAAGAAGAAGAAGAGAGUGGCGAGGUGACAAAGCGGGCUCGUUUAUCAUAGUAUCUAAUACUGAUGCCGACACAGGUAAGUUCACUACAAACUCAAGUGUCGCGGACCUCAGAGUGAUCUCAUAGUGCGAUAUGAACGGUCAAUUAUAUAAGACAGUGCUGCUAUGCCACACAGUACAGUUCACUAAAGGAUUUGUGAUACAUGCAUAUAUAUAAUAACAACAAAUAAACUGGAAAAUAAAUUAAAGCUACCGGAGAGCAUCCACACAACGAGACGUUCAAUUAGAAUUUAAGUUGUUGUGUACAGGUUUAUUAACUGACUGUUUGAUUAUAGCACGCAAAAAUUGUCAACAAAAAAAAAACAAAAAAGAAUUAUGUAAAUUUAUUUGCAGUAUAAAUAUGAGAAAAAGUAUCAUCUAAUAUUUAUUACUUCCUUUGUAAAUGACGUUUUAUUUCGAUUGUCCUAUUGAUCAUUUUCAAUUUGCUGCAAUGUUUUCAAGAAUAUUCAUUGUUGAAUUUAUUUUUUCUUCAAUAAUUUGCCUUUGACGAACGUAAACAAAUACAUAUGAAUAAUUUUCCAAUGGAGAUGAUGGUAAUCAAUUAGAGAGUGAGAAUAUUAUUAUGUUAUUGAUUUCCUAAGUAUAUGUUAAAAAAUGUUUAGUCCAAGGGAAAACUAUUUUUACGUAUUUAUAAACAACAAAACAAAUGGAUGAAUCGUUGAUAAAGGAUUUUAUGUAAAGAAAGGAAUACACAUUUUACUAAUUUCAUGAUUUUAUUGGAGAAGUUAUGUGAAUUUACUUAUAGGCUAAGUAAUUAGUUAGAGUCUAGAAGAUAGUAUCUUAUAUCUUAUAAAAGUGCGUGUAGUGUCAAUGAAUUAAGAAAAAGUGCUUAGAUUGUGGAUAAAAAAAAUAAAGUACUUCGUACUGUUAAUUGAUUGAUAUACUUUGAGUGAUCAAAAUCACGCAACUGAUUUUUUUGUUAAUACAAAAAGAAAAAAAAAAUAAGAUAAAAUUAUUUAUUAUUGCGUUAACAGUAUGAAGUAACAAACCAAUGGAAAAAAUAGACUAAACAAUUUCAUUCUUAACUUUUUAUUUUGUAUUAAAUGUGAUGAAUAAAUUGUGUUAUAUAACUA